AUGAGCCAAGGGCAAAGCGUUCCUGCUACUGUCUCCUCCUCUGUGGCUGCCCGGCCCUCCCCGUUUCUACCCAUGGUAAGGCCUGUUGGCGGUGUGGGAGUGGUGAAUUCUCUGGGGGAUGCAGCAGGGGUAGGAUCAGGUGUGAGGGCAGCUGGGUUGGUGCCACUGAUGGGUCAGAACUAUGGCCUGGCAUUGCAAGGAGGAGCGGAGAGGCUGAUAGUGGAUGCAGCAGCGGAGCUCGCGUCAAGAGGCCACAGCGUGCGGGUCUUCACCGCCCAUCACGAUCCAGCCAGAUGCUUCCCGGAGACCAUCGAUGGCACCUUCCCUGUGCACGUGCAUGGAAGCUUCCUCCCCCGCCACAUUGCCGGCCGAUUUCACGCAGUCUGCGCCUACCUCAGGUGCCUCUGGGCGGCCCUCUGCAUCGUCGUCUCGGUUUGGCUCCGGUGGAUCCCAGCCGUUGAUGGGAUCAUCACAGAUCAAGUCUCAGCCGUCCAUCCCAUCCUCAGAUUGCUGCCUGCCAAGAUCCUCUUCUACUGUCACUUCCCAGACCUGCUGCUGGCCCAGCGAGGCUCGUGGCUGCGCUCGCUGUACCGAGCUCCUAUUGACUGGGUGGAGCAGGUCACCACUGGCAUGGCGGACACCAUAGUGGUCAACAGUCACUUCACUGCAGCCACAUUCGCCUCCACCUUCCCCUCGCUAGCAUCACACGGAAUUCGCCCCGCUGUGCUCUACCCAGCUGUAGCACUUGAUUCCCCACCAGCUUCUUCCUCUGCCACUGCCAGCACUGCUAGCAGGAAUAUGUGUGCUCCCCCAGGCCCUUCUGUUGACGAAGCAGAGAAACUUGGGAUUGAUAUUAACAGCCCCUUCUUCCUGUCCAUCAACCGGUACGAGCGCAAGAAAGAGAUCGCCACUGCCAUCUCUGCUCUGGGGCUGCUCACCCGCUCGUCAGUGCACACAGACGCUUCCGACAGCCAGGAAAAAGGCAGCCUGGAUGGCGCAGCUGCUUCGGCAAAGAGCCAGCGGCCACGACUUGUCGUUGCAGGUGGGUGUGACGCGCGCGUGCGGGAGAAUGUGGAGUAUCUGCAGGAGCUGAAACAACUAGCUGUUAUGGAAGGGGUGGCAUCCGACGUCCUUUUCCUCACCUCCAUCAACGACUUGCUCAAGGCUCAGCUACUGGCCUGCUGCACUGCUGUAGUCUACACCCCUCCAGUUGCCCGAGCACAUGUGGAGGAACGGUUUUCUAGGAAAGUUUUUGGCGACCGGUUGCAAGAGAUUCUUUGGAACAUGUGCUUGUAA
Molecule: messenger RNA, 1296 nt
Organism: Closterium sp. Naga37s-1
Lineage: Eukaryota; Viridiplantae; Streptophyta; Zygnematophyceae; Desmidiales; Closteriaceae
Source: the annotation of a GenBank genome assembly